Messenger RNA from Monosiga brevicollis MX1, 3762 nucleotides. RefSeq lists its product as uncharacterized. The record is from RefSeq and is a predicted model, not a curated record. Lineage: Eukaryota; Choanoflagellata; Craspedida; Salpingoecidae. Gene Ontology annotation, cellular component: mitochondrial DNA-directed RNA polymerase complex. Gene Ontology annotation, molecular function: mitochondrial promoter sequence-specific DNA binding; DNA-directed RNA polymerase activity. Gene Ontology annotation, biological process: mitochondrial transcription. The transcript is spliced from 21 exons. The coding region runs from base 1 to 3762 and encodes 1253 amino acids.
AUGGCCCUGUACCUCAUCGUCCGCACCAAUGUCAUGCAGCUUCUCUUGGCACGGGGCUGGUCCGUGGAGGCACCGGCUCCGCCCGACGUCAACGAGCUAGACCCUGACCUCUUGAGCCAGUUUCAGCGUGAAUCCCAACUGAUGGUCGAGCUGAGUCCCGUGUUGAGCAAGUCGCAAAUAUUGCAACCAGAUGAACAUCACGCAGAACCUCUGCACAAGUGCUGGAUCGAGCCAGUGGAAUCGGCUGCUUGCUACCAUGCUUUGGGUGCCAAGCUGACGACAAUUGCUCAAGCCAUCGGGCGCGCCCUUUAUCGGCUGUACUUCAUCCGACAUAAUGAACAAACAGGCGCUACCCGCGAGACUUUGCAGGUCUACUCCGAAUACCUCAAGGAUUUCAACAACACCAGCAUGUCUCGCAACGCUUUGGCCGACACUUGGCGCCGCGUUGAGCAGCGCUUGGGUAUCAAGACGGAUGAUCAAUACGACAGUGACUUGCUUUCUCCGUGGCCCAUUCCAGUGCUCUUGGCAUGUGGCACAAGUUUGCUUGAGGUGGUUUUGCAAACCAGCUCAACUGGGCACUUACCAAAUCACGACAAAAAGCCUGUCGCUGCUUUUUAUCACAUGAUGCAGCUGGAUGGCGUCAAGCGUGUAGGAUACAUUCGGUGCCACAAGUUAGUGCUGGACCGUGUGUCUGGACAGGCUUCAGACCGAGGCUCUUGCGUGCCCUCGAAAGUGGCCAUUGAUGCAUCGCAGCUGCCCAUGACCAUACCACCUCGUCCCUGGACUUCAGUGCGCAAGGGCGCUUAUCUUAUUUGUCCAAGCGCGAUCAUGCGAACUGGAGACUGGGCGUUUCAGCACUUUGCGCUUUUGUCUGAGGCGACACACAAUCUCGCUCGCGUGUUUAAUGCGAUCAGCGCUCUCAGUGCCACGGCGUGGAAGGUCAACGGACAGGUGUUGCGUGUUGUUACGGAGCUGUUUCAUAGCGAAGAUGGCUAUGAUGACCUUGGCAUUGCACCCUUUCGCGUCAAUUAUGAGGUCGACAAAACGGAUCCCAAAUCACUUAAAACGCACAAGAAGCUGUCCAAUGAGGCACACUCUCUUCGCUCUGAUUUGCACCUGCGUCUCAUGGUAGCCCACUGGCUUGGCGAGAAACAGUUUUGGCUUCCGCACAACCUGGAUUUUCGUGGCCGUGCAUACUCCAUGCCCCCAUAUUUGACGCACAUUGGCAACGAUAUGGCGCGCGGCCUGCUCACUUUUGCUGAGACCAAACCUCUCGGUGCUGAUGGUUGGCGUUGGCUCAAGGUGCAUUUGGCUAAUGUAUAUGGGAAAGACAAACUGCCUAUGGAUGAGCGUGCCAAGUUUGCAGAGGACAACAUGGAGAACGUGUUGAGCUCAGCCGAUCGACCCCUUGCUGGUCUGCUGGAGCCAGGGGAGAAGAGUUGGUGGCUCAAGGGAGAAAAUCCAUGGCAGGUUUUGGCAACGUGCAUGGAGCUAGCUGCAGCUUAUCGAAGUGGCAACCCUGAGGCAUAUGAAUCUGGCUUCCCCGUUCAUCAGGAUGGCACAUGCAACGGCCUACAGCACUAUGCCGCCAUGGGUGGUGAUAUCGCUGGUGCUCGCCACGUGAAUGUUAUUCCGACUCCCGAAGACGAUCGUCCCCAAGACGUGUACUCGGCCGUUGCUGCCAAGGUCGACGAACUACUGCACAUGCAAGCCACCACUGGUAACUUUGAGCAUUUUCCUCGAGAGGUCAAGGAUCCUGAGCGCUAUAAGCAGCUUGCCCGUCUUCUUAUGGAACAAGGCCCUAUGAAGCGCAAGAUUGUGAAACAAACGGUCAUGACCAACGUGUAUGGUGUCACAUACAUUGGUGGACGUGACCAGAUCUUGCGGCAACUCAAGGCCCAUGAUUACGUUCCCGAUGCUCUGAUGAAGGAUUGUGCAAGCUACUUGACGUUGUUGAUUUUUGUCAACGCGCAAAAGAUUCAAAAGUGGUUGUCCAGACAAGCACGCAUGAUCGCCUCGUCCGGUGAACCCGUGUCCUGGGUGACACCACUUGGCUUGCCUAUCAUUCAGCCAUAUCACAUGGCAGCAAAGCGACAGAUAACCACAAGUCUACAGUCAGUCAUGACCACUGUGACUACUUCACCGAUCAAACCGCCUAACGUCGUGAAGCAAAGCAGUGCUUUUCCACCCAAUUUUGUCCACUCUUUGGACUCGACGCACAUGCUACAGACUGCUGCUGCUUGCACCAAAGACGGCUUGACGUUUGCUGCCAUCCAUGACAGCUAUUGGACGCACGCGGCUUCGGUAGAUGUAAUGAAUUUGCAUACACGCCAGCAGUUUUUAUUGCUGCAUGAGGCGCCACUGCUGGACAAUCUGCUUCGUUUUUUUCGUGCGCAACAUGAGGGCCGGCCGCUGCGUGAACAGUAUCAAAAGCGCUACGGCCAGACCAACGUCGUAUUUGAGCCAUGCCCGUCAAAGGGAGAUCUCGAUUUACAUAGGAUGAAGACUGAGAUCGACUACUCCUGGUGGAGAUGCGCCUCAGGCCCCACCACUGCCACCGGAGAUCCUCAGGUCGCCCUGAACAAGAUCUUUCACCACAUUGCCAACAACACUGUGCCCAAGUCGAUCCGACAUGCCCUUUGCUCCAUCAACUAUACUAUUCUGGAGAAGGCCAACGGCAAGUUUCGACCAGUGCGCACGGAUUCCAUCUUCACGCGGGCCAACACCGGGGGCUUUGGCCUGCACGACUUGGUUGAGCGCGGUCCGGUGGCUUAUGUCUGCAACAUGGCCAAGCUGGCCACUCGCUACCCUCGGGUCUACGAUCGACUUUUGGAGGAUGCAUCGAGGGCUGCCUACUUUGAGGACCACGUGCAGCGAGCUGGCUUCCAGAUGGCCACGGUCAAGGACGCGGCGACCCAGCGACCAGCGGAGAUCAUUGCCCUCCGCUCCAAGGCGGUACUGGACGACCUGAUGGCCAAGUGCGCGCUGGACCUGCAGCAGGCAUAUCUGGCCUCGCGCGAGUGGGGCGUCAGCACUGUCUUGACCAUGCGGGGUCGGGACAAGUUGCGUCGCUUGAGCGACACGACCUUUGCCAUUGCGGUCGUGUCCAUGAUGGGUUUUGGCCUCCAUGAACUCAUCAACGUCAAGCCGACGGACAAGUGCCCACUCUGCAGCAGCAAGACACCUCAACCGCGACUGACCCGCGAGCACCUGCUGACCUGCCGUCCCAUCAAGCGUCACAACGCCCUUCGCGACGAGAUGGGCCGCCUGCUCAGGUACGCCACCCUCUCCCAUGUCUGGGUGGAAAAGUCUGGCUACAACGCCAACGGUCAGAGCUGCCGCAUCGACCUGCACUGCCGCAACCCCUUUCCCGGCGGUGCCUUGGGCCCAGCUCUGCCCGACCUGGGCAUUGACGUGACUGUGCGCACAGCCCAACCCCCGACCACCUCGCAAGCCUGCAUCAAGGUGGGCGCUGCCCUUCGCCGAGCCGAAAAGGAGAAGCGCGACUACUACACCGGUUUCAACCAUGGAAAAACUCUGAUCGUCCCUGCGGCGAUGACGACAACCGGUGGGUUUGCCUCCUCCUUUGUGGAUCUGCUUGGUCAGCUCGCCCGCUGCGCCGAGGCCCGUGGUGUGUACCAGCCGGGGCUGGAUGAGGCCUUUGUUCCUCGAUGGAAGGGUCGCUUUGCGGCGCUGGUCCAUCAGAUGAACGCUGACCACAUCCAGCGCCACUUUGGCGGUGUCUGCCUGCGCUCGUCGUAG